AUGCUCAAGGAGAGGUUGGAGUCUCAGCAGAACGACCUCUACGCAUCCCUCAGCACCAUCGACGCGACAACCUCGACGGCCUCUGCCUUUGGAUCACCAGAACAAGUGAUCAGUCUGAACAGGGCUGGCUCGGAAAUGCAGUCAAAUCCCAACCAUCUGCGUCGCAAGCGCACUAGAUCUCAGUUUGAAGUCGAGGUGGCUUCGGUGCCCAACUUCGCGGCCAAAGGCCUCGUCACACUUGACCAAGCCGAGUUGUUCUUCAACGCCUUCUUCCAAGGUUGCGAUCGCUACGUCCCCAUUUUCGAUGCUCUACACGAUACAUUCGAGUCGAUCAGUUCCCGGAGUGCGCUACUCUUCAACGCAAUCAUUACCAUCGGAUGCGGCGUGCUCAGCGACGCAGAUUCUCAAAUCUGUCAUCUCCUCAACUUCCACCUGAAGAAGAUGCUAAACCUGGUCAUUGUCAAUCCCGAGCAUGCGUCUCUGGAGACUAUUCAAGCUCUCCUAGUCACGGCUUGCUAUACGUCAGAGAGGUCUCUGCUCCUUGCGUUUGCAACGAGGAUGGCCCUCGACUUGGGCCUUCCGGACGCGUACGAGGAUUUGACCAGAAAGAUUGUUAGUAGGAGUCCACUAUCCAAGGGUCCGGGCUCACAGAAGUACGACGAGGCUGAUGCUGUGUUGAUGAGACGCGCUCGAGCUUGGUUUCAGCUGAUGGUGCUCGAGCAGAUCCUUCGGGUGGACGCAGGUAAUUUGCGGAGUUUCCAUCUGCGAGGCGACCCGAGGCGAUGCCGGAUCCUUCUGGACAAACCAUUCACCUCGGUUCUGGACCUUCGAUUACUAUCGCAGGUCGAGCUGAACUCGCUCAGAGGGAGGACGCACGACUCCAUGGCGGGGACGGAGGUACUGGAUGAAGACGCGGUCAUGGACAUCCUCCGUGACGUUCAGGUUGACAUCGAUGUCUGGUACAACGACUGGAAGAACAUCAUGCAAGGUUCACCAAGUGCCGAGACGCCGGUACUCCUGCUCAACCUUGAAGUGCAAAAGUAUUGGUCUCAGACUGUUGCCCUGUGCCGGGCGCUGCGUGCUCUGGGCAGUGAAAACAUUGCCGCCAUGACCAUGACACAGCGGGACAUCCUACACAUGGCCAAGGAUGCUCUCAAGGGCCAUCUCCGAAUCAUCCUGGACCAGCCGCAACAUUACCUGUCCAAAUUUUGCUACGCGACGGACUUUGUUUGGGCCAAGUGCGCCUUUUGCUUUUUGUUGCUCCUGAAACUGACCCGGCUGCUGCCUGAAGAGGACGACAGCUCGAAGCGACAGCUGCUGGAUGACGGAUAUAUGCUCCUGAAUGAACUCAACAAAGCAGGGGGUGGAUGGACAAGCGGCGGCCGCAGCAACACCAGCAGGAUGUACCUGCAAGUCCUCCAGCAAAGCAUCCAAAAGUACGGCCGCGCACUUCAAAACGACGGCACGGCACCUCCUCCUCCUCCCGGCGGUCAGAGUAAUCUCGAGGAAGUCAACAUUCCGCCAGAUCCUCGCUCGCCGCUCAAUUUCUUCUGGACCACAGGAGGCACCGCGACGGCGAACGAGAUCGAGACGUUCGUGCCAGAGCAGUUUGUUUUCGAGUGGGAUUUCCCAGGCUUGACCCUGUUCUCGUCGCCGGCCAUGGGUGAUAGCUUCUUCGACGAGUUCCUCAUUGGCAAUGGGGCGAAUGAUUCCUUGUUCUUUGGAAUGCUCGGGUAG
This is a messenger RNA of Fonsecaea nubica, 1737 nucleotides long. RefSeq lists its product as hypothetical. The record is from RefSeq and is a predicted model, not a curated record. The transcript has a single exon. Gene Ontology annotation, molecular function: DNA-binding transcription factor activity, RNA polymerase II-specific; transcription cis-regulatory region binding. Gene Ontology annotation, biological process: regulation of DNA-templated transcription. Gene Ontology annotation, cellular component: nucleus. The coding region runs from base 1 to 1737 and encodes 578 amino acids. Lineage: Eukaryota; Fungi; Ascomycota; Eurotiomycetes; Chaetothyriales; Herpotrichiellaceae.